Molecule: messenger RNA, 918 nt
Organism: Impatiens glandulifera
Lineage: Eukaryota; Viridiplantae; Streptophyta; Magnoliopsida; Ericales; Balsaminaceae
Product: zinc-finger homeodomain protein 10-like
Exons: 1
Coding region: 1-918 (305 amino acids)
Biological process (GO): regulation of DNA-templated transcription; regulation of developmental process
Cellular component (GO): nucleus
Molecular function (GO): DNA-binding transcription factor activity; transcription cis-regulatory region binding
Source: RefSeq, a predicted model, not a curated record
AUGGAUAAUUCCAGGACCCCCACCGUUGUCAAUUCCCCUGAUUCUGAAACAGAGACUCCGAUCGGGUCCCAUCCAAGCAGGUCAAUUCCAAUCAACAGAGGCGUCCUCAGACGCCUCCCGUCUAUCUCUCUCCGUCAUCGGUCGCCAUCUCUGCUGCCCAGGUCUGCCGACGAAGUCAUCUACAAGGAAUGCCAGAAGAACCACGCCGCCGCCAUGGGCGGCCUCUCCCUGGACGGCUGCGGUGGUUACAUUGCACCCCUCUCUGCUGACCCAUCAAACCCCAUCACUCUGAAAUGCAUGGUCUGUGACUGCCACCGUAACUUCCACCGCUGUGAAAAGGAUGACUCCCCGGCGCCGGAGUAUGUUCUCCUUGGCCACCACCAGCCUGCGCCGCUGCGUAGCCACGGCAGUCAUCUGAACCCCAACCCCGACUCUCCUCCUCCUCCUCCGCCGCCCAAUUCAUCCUCCUAUUACCACCACCCACCGGCCCCUCACACUGCUCUGUCUCUUAACUCUGCUCGUCCUACUGAUAACCGCCCAUCUGAAGUGGCGGUGCCCGUGCAGGUUGUUAGUUUCUCCGCCGAUUUCAGCAGGAAGCGGCACAGGACGAAAUUCAGCUGUGAGCAGAAAGUGAAGAUGCAGGAACUUGCUGAGAAGUUGGACUGGAGGAUGCAGAGGAGUGAGGAGGACCUGAUCGAAACUUUCUGUCGUGAUGUUGGUGUGGAGAGGAGUGUGUUUAAGAUCUGGAUGCAUAACAAUAAGACCACAUUGGGGAAGAGAGGUGCAGCUGGAAAUGGUGUGGCUUUGGGCACUGAAAUCACCAACAGCCUCAUGAUCGAGGGAAACAAUGAUGACAUUACUAGCCCUCAUCAUGAAAAUGUGGCUAAUGGGUCUUCGUCUUCUUCGUCUGAGCAUUAA